Elephantulus edwardii (Cape elephant shrew) is the source of this 1620-nucleotide messenger RNA. It is a transcript of the gene SLC39A5, whose product is annotated as solute carrier family 39 (zinc transporter), member 5. Gene Ontology annotation, molecular function: zinc ion transmembrane transporter activity. The transcript is spliced from 10 exons. NCBI's taxonomy places the organism in Eukaryota, Metazoa, Chordata, Mammalia, Macroscelidea, Macroscelididae. Gene Ontology annotation, biological process: zinc ion import across plasma membrane; intracellular zinc ion homeostasis; BMP signaling pathway. Bases 1 to 1620 code for a protein of 539 amino acids. Gene Ontology annotation, cellular component: membrane. The record is from RefSeq and is a predicted model, not a curated record.
AUGGGAUCCCCAAUGAGUCACCUGCUGACUGGCCUAUAUGUGCUGGUGGUCUUAGGGAGGGGAGGGGGCUCAGCUCCCAACCUGGACCCUGCUGAGCAGGAGCAGAACCACUACCUGGCCCAGCUGUUUGGUCUGUAUGGGGAGAAUGGGACUCUGACUGCAGGGGGCCUAGCUCGGCUCCUCCACAGCCUGGGGCUUGGUCGGGUCCAGGGACUUCACUUGGGACACCAUGGGCCUUCAGCCAGCCGGGCUGUCCCCCCAUCUGGAGACAAUGCCACAUACAGGUUGCAGGACUCCAAGCUGAGUGUGGAUGUCUGGGCAGGACUGCCUCUGGGUCCAUCAGGAUGGAAUGACCUGGAGGAACCAAAUGACGCCCAUGGGCCAGGCCCCUCAGGCUUAGACCUCUUUCACAGGCUUCUGUUGCUGGACCAUUCGCUGGCUGAUCAUCUGAAUGAGGAUUGUUUGAAUGGCUCCCAGCUGCUGGUUAAUUUUGGCCUGAGUCCUGCUGCUCCUCUGACCCCACGCCAGUUUGCUCUGCUAUGUCCUGCCCUGUUGUAUCAGAUUGACAGCAGAGUCUGCAUCCAGGCCCCAGCUCCAGCACCCUCAGGAGAUCUACUAUCUGCCCUGCUCCAUAGUGCCCUGGCAGUGCUGCUGCUCAGCCUCCCAGCUCCUUUCUCCCUGCUGCUGCUGAGGCUCCUGGGACCUCGUCUCUUGCGACCCCUGCUGGGCUUCCUGGGGGCCCUGGCCGUGGGCACUCUUUGCGGGGAUGCACUGCUACACUUGUUGCCACACGCACAAGGAGGGCAACAUAUGGGGCCUAGUGGACAACCAGAGGAAGACCUGGGUCCAAGGCUGUCAGUGCUUGGAGGCCUCUUCCUGCUCUUCAUGCUGGAGAACAUGCUAGGGCUUUUGCGACACCGAGGACUGAAGCCAAGAUGCUGCAGAUGGAAAAGACGAGAUCCUGAGAGACCAAAUCUGGAUUCAGAGGAUGGCAAUGGGAUGGUCCUUCAGCCUCUGCAGGCAGCUCCAGAGCCAGGGGCUCAAGGCCAGAGGGAGCAGGGCAACCAGCCGUCACUAACUCCAGCCCCUUCUGGGCACCUAGGCCACAGCCACAGGCCCCAAGGUGGCGGUGGUGGCACCAACAUCACAUGGAUGGUCCUCCUGGGAGAUGGUCUGCACAACCUCACUGAUGGGUUGGCCAUAGGUGCUGCCUUCUCAGCUGGGUUUUCCAGUGGCCUCAGUACUACCAUAGCAGUCUUCUGCCAUGAGCUGCCCCAUGAAUUGGGGGACUUUGCAAUGUUGCUCCAGGCAGGACUGCCCUUUCGUCGGCUGCUACUUCUGAGCUUGGUGUCUGGAGUCCUGGGACUUGGGGGUGCUGCCUUAGGGGUGGGGCUCAGCUUGAGCCCUGUCCCUCUCACGCCUUGGGUAUUUGGAGUCACAGCUGGGGUCUUCCUCUAUGUGGCCCUUGUGGACAUGCUACCGGCCCUGCUUCGUCCUCCUGAUCCCCUCCCUAUGCUGGAUGUGCUUCUCCAGGGCCUGGGGCUGCUGCUGGGGGGCAGCCUCAUGCUCACCAUAGCACUGCUGGAGGAGCAGCUGUUGCCGCUGGUCUCUGAGGGCUGA